Messenger RNA from Klebsormidium nitens, 1089 nucleotides. NCBI's taxonomy places the organism in Eukaryota, Viridiplantae, Streptophyta, Klebsormidiophyceae, Klebsormidiales, Klebsormidiaceae. The record is from the annotation of a GenBank genome assembly.
AGUAGAUAGUACUUACUUGAUAUUUAGUAGGCUGCCGCCUGAUCGGUAACGGCUCACGAGCGACUUUGCCGGUCUCAAGAUAGGUUUUUGAAGCCACUGCUCUCGGAAGUUUGCGCCGGUUUCACGGUAACGGCAGGGCUUUGCUUAACGUACUGUCCGGUUCUAGCGGGAGGGAUACAAAGGGAGGGACACCUGCUUGCUUCGUCCUCUUUCCAUUGCACUUGCGGCAGGGGGGCUUGGCGACGCGUCCACCAUGGUUUCUGAGAAGAAGGCCGCCAACAGCAACCGGGAGAUCCGGGUGCAGAAGCUGGUGCUCAACAUCAGCGUGGGCGAGAGCGGAGAUAGGCUCACCAGAGCAGCCAAGGUUUUGGAGCAGUUGUCAGGCCAGCAGCCCGUGUUCACCAAAGCCCGCUACACGGUGCGGUCUUUUGGCAUCCGGCGUAAUGAGAAGAUUGCCUGCUACGUGACGGUGCGCGGAGAGAAGGCCCUGCAGCUGCUGGAGAGCGGGCUCAAGGUGAAGGAGUACGAGCUGUUGCGGCGCAACUUCAGUGAGACCGGCUGCUUCGGUUUCGGCAUCCAGGAGCACAUUGACCUGGGAAUCAAGUACGAUCCUAGCACUGGCAUUUACGGCAUGGACUUCUAUGUGGUUCUGGAGAGGCCCGGCUACCGGGUGGGCCGCAGGAAGAGAGCGCCCUCGCGGGUGGGCAUUCAGCACCGUGUGACCAAGGAGGAUGCACAGAAGUGGUUCCAGGUUAAAUACGAGGGAGUGCUGGUCAACAAGAGCCAGAGGAUGGAGUAAGCAAUGACAGUGUCCACUUUGGCCUUAAUUUGCAGGCUUUCACAAACAAGUUUGCCAUUGUGCUUUAUCAUGGUCCUCUCAAUCCUCUCGUGUGGUGUCAUGCACCGGUGCUUGAAUAAGCGUUUCGUGCAUCAUGGUCAGAUGGGAGAGGUCGCAGGUCUCCGGGUUGCCAGCCAGACCUUUAAGUAGGCUUUCAUUGUCGGAGAUAAUACAGUACUCUUAAUGCCCAUAUGAUCAGAUCGCGGAAGCCCUCUGUUUUGGUUGCGAGCCGCAUAUAUCCUCAAUACGUU